AUGUCGCUUUCAAAAUGGCCACCACAAUCGGUACCUAAUUUUUGUACAACUGCUGGUACUACAGCAAGAAGCGCAGGAAAUGUUGCACAUAAAGUUGCUGCUUCCACCGGUAUCGAAUAUUUUGUUGAUUUGUUGAACAAAGCCGUUACGGGAACAGUCGUAAAAGGUGCAGGAACUGUUGGUGGUGCGCUGACUAGCGCUGCAGGAGCGGCAAUGCAAACGGCCGAAAAUAUUAGGCUGGCUGUUCCAGGUAUCAUCGACAGUUUGAACGAUGAGGAGGUAUUUAUUGUGGAUUUCACACAGCAAAGUCAUUCCGGUUCGUAUUUCGUUGGUUUCUCCUCUGCGUCAAUAUUUUUGUGUUUUUUUUCCUGCCUCUUGGACAUGAAUUUUGGAAGCUAG
Molecule: messenger RNA, 399 nt
Organism: Gongylonema pulchrum
Lineage: Eukaryota; Metazoa; Nematoda; Chromadorea; Rhabditida; Gongylonematidae
Source: the annotation of a GenBank genome assembly